Engraulis encrasicolus (European anchovy) is the source of this 936-nucleotide messenger RNA. It is a transcript of the gene cryaa, whose product is annotated as crystallin, alpha A. The transcript is spliced from 3 exons. Gene Ontology annotation, molecular function: structural constituent of eye lens. Gene Ontology annotation, biological process: lens development in camera-type eye; negative regulation of apoptotic process; response to heat. The record is from RefSeq and is a predicted model, not a curated record. Bases 374 to 910 code for a protein of 178 amino acids. Lineage: Eukaryota; Metazoa; Chordata; Actinopteri; Clupeiformes; Engraulidae. Gene Ontology annotation, cellular component: cytoplasm; nucleus.
UUCCAGAGGGAUCCUGUCUAAAGCCCCCUCUUUUUUACCGUUCAGGUAUAUAAAGCAGGACAAGGCCCACCAAGCUUCACCACACAACAACUGCAGCCCAGCUCAUUCACUCACAGCACAGGAGCCCCCUUUCUCCUAUUAUUAUAAACAGUCCUUGGGUGUGUGUUUUCUAAAAGUUGACCAUCACUCGCACACAUCCUUCGACACCAACAAAAGGCAAAUCAAGCAGAGCCCAUCCACCUGAGCAAGCGAGCAAUCUCUCAUCUCAGCUCAUCGAAGCCUAGCUCUCAGGAACAGCAGCAGCAACAAGAACUCAGUUCAGACUUCUAGCCAAGUCGGGCCAAGCUAAACCACCACCACCACCACUACCGCCAUGGAUAUUUCCAUUCAGCACCCCUGGUUCAGACGGGCCAUGAACUCCCUGUACCCGGGCCGGCUCUUCGACCAGUUCUUCGGGGAGGGCCUGUUUGACUACGACAUGUUCCCCUUCGCCUCCUCCACCAUCAGCCCCUUCUACCGCCAGUCGCUCUUCCGCAACUUCGGCGAUUACUCCAACUCGGGGAUCUCAGAGGUGCGAUCUGACCGGGACAGGUUCAGUAUCUACCUGGACGUGAAGCACUUCUGCCCAGAAGAGCUGAAUGUGAAGGUGGCGGAUGACUAUGUGGAGAUCCACGGCAAGCAUGCAGAGAGACAGGAUGACCACGGCUACAUCUCGCGGGAGUUCCACCGCCGCUACCGCCUCCCCGCCAACGUGGACCAGGGCUCCAUCACCUGUUCGCUGUCGGCCAACGGCAUGCUGACGGUCUGCGGCCCCAAGAACAGCUCUGGCUCUGGCGAUGCCUUACGCUCCGGCGACCGCAGCAUCCCCGUGGUGCGUGAGGAAAAGACCAACGCUGCGCCUUCCUCCUAGACAGCCCACCAUGGGCUAGGCUAGAC